GUGACGUGUUGGGUGUGAUGAGUGACGUGUUGGGUGUAAUGGGUGACGUGUUAGUCAGACGCCGACUAAUGCUGAUUGUCGUGGGUGAAAGCCUAGCGAAGUUCUGGCCAUAUAAAAACUCUUUAUUUUAUUUUUUAUUUUUAUUUUUUUUAUGGUUACGUUGUGGUUGCCCGCAGGUCGCCAUGUUGCCGCAGUGGCUGCAAUGCUAAGACACACUAAGCCUAUUGGUGUGGAGGUGAAAAUGGAGGCCGCGGCCUUGAUGGGGACGCCGUGGGGGGCGCUCGUGGCGGCGGCGAGGGGCGUGGGGGUCUGGCUGACGUUCCGCCGCCACGAAGCCUACGAGCCUCACGACGACCUCCUCCUGCCGCUGCACGACAGCGGGGUGAAGCUGUGGGGGUUCAGAGGCUGCGUGGGCACCUCCGCUGGGGUGGCCGCCCUCGCGUCGGUGGCUAACGGCGCUGUCCUUUCCAUCCGCAUGGCGGCGCCCCUGGACCUCAACGCCCUCGAGAAUACAUACGUGUUCCUCAGUGUGUACACGCGCCUCCUCCCUUUCCCUGGCCCCCCCUCCCCCGCGUGGUCACGUCCUCUCUCUGGGGACAGUCCCCUGCAUGCAAAGCCAGGGCUGAUCGUGGAAGGGGCAGAUGAGGGGUCCUGGGAGGCCGUGGCCCACACCUUCACCUCCCUCGUCCCCCCUGGCAAGAGGUGCGUAGUCCCCCGACUCCCGUGGGGUGAAAUGGAGUUCAAUUUGUUGCACAUCGUAUAACAAAUUAAUAAUUAU
Hyalella azteca is the source of this 778-nucleotide messenger RNA. RefSeq lists its product as uncharacterized. The record is from RefSeq and is a predicted model, not a curated record. The transcript has 3 exons. Lineage: Eukaryota; Metazoa; Arthropoda; Malacostraca; Amphipoda; Hyalellidae. The coding region runs from base 152 to 763 and encodes 203 amino acids.